AUGAUGCGGGGAUCAUCACAACAGUUCAUGGGAAUCCCCGGACCCCAAAAGAUCCUCAAAACAAUCAGCUCCAUAUGGCUUUCGCAGACCCCCAAUGAGCUUACAACCCCUGGAUCCUCAUCCUCAUGUCCCGGAUCAGAAAUCAGUUGUCAAGCCCAGUACCACGGCCAAGACACCUGCUGCUUCAACUACCCCGGUGGUCAAAUGCUGCAAACUCAAUUCUGGGACGUGGAUCCUGCUCUCGGCCCUGCAGAUGCAUGGACUAUACAUGGGCUUUGGCCCGAUCACUGCGGCGGCGGCUUCGACCAAUUCUGCGACUCCAAACGCGAGUACAGUAAUAUCUCGCUGAUUCUCGUUGAUGCGGGACGUGGAGAUUUGCUCGAUUAUAUGAGUGAGUACUGGAAGGAUUUCCGGGGCGAUGAUUCCAACCUUUGGCAACAUGAGUGGAAUAAGCAUGGCACUUGCGUCAGCACACUCGAAACACAUUGCUACACGGAUUACUUGCCGCAACAGGAAGUGGUGGAUUAUUUCGACAAGACUGUUGAGGUAUACAAGGAGUUGCCCUCUCAUGAGUUCCUCGCCAAUGCUGGCAUCAUACCAUCCCAAACAAAGACAUACGCUCUCGCAGACAUCGAAGCCGCACUGGAGCUUGCCCAUGGAAACCCCGUUACAGUGCGUUGCCGAAACGGCGCCCUCAACGAGAUCUGGUACUACUUCAACAUUGCAGGAAGUCUGCAAACAGGGAAAUUCAUCACUGCAGGUCCAGAUGGCCAGAAAUCCAACUGCCCAUCCAAAGGCAUCAAGUACCCGCUAAAGCAUCCCAAGCACGAACCAACCCCAGGCCACCCCGAGCCCAUAGCACCGGGGACCCCCUUCGCAGGCCGAGGCAAUCUAAUCGUCUCAACAUUGAACCGGAAGUAUGGUUGUAUAAUCAGCUACGGAACCUGGUUCACCUCAGGGACCUGUGCUACUUUCCGAGCGGAGAAGCUAUCAGUUAACAUGAAUUCAUAUCUCACAGAUGACAAAUUCACCCUGAAAUCUAGCAAGGGGCCCUGCGCUUUCCAGGGUGACGCCCUUACUUGCGGACCUCAGAUCACCGCACCAAGCGAAUUCACUGCCAAGGGCGAUAAACUGACUUAUAAUGAUCGCAAUAUCUUCUUUGCGGAUCAUGUCCCUUCGAAGCGGACGCAGAGUACUGUGUAUGCUUCGCAGGGACAACGGUCUAUCGAGGUGGAGAUUACUUGGACUGGGAAGUAA
Messenger RNA from Penicillium bovifimosum, 1257 nucleotides. Its product is annotated as T2 family ribonuclease. Gene Ontology annotation, biological process: RNA catabolic process. Gene Ontology annotation, molecular function: RNA binding; ribonuclease T2 activity. The record is from RefSeq and is a predicted model, not a curated record. The transcript is spliced from 6 exons. NCBI's taxonomy places the organism in Eukaryota, Fungi, Ascomycota, Eurotiomycetes, Eurotiales, Aspergillaceae. Gene Ontology annotation, cellular component: extracellular region. The coding region runs from base 1 to 1257 and encodes 418 amino acids.